Messenger RNA from Triticum turgidum subsp. durum (durum wheat), 429 nucleotides. Lineage: Eukaryota; Viridiplantae; Streptophyta; Magnoliopsida; Poales; Poaceae. The record is from the annotation of a GenBank genome assembly.
AUGAGAUGGACUUCGUCGAACCGCCAUGGCCUUGCUGUCAAACCACCACGGCCUCGUGUCACCUCAAGCACCGCCCUCGUGCUUUGUCAGCCGCCACCGCUGAGCUGCCGUCGUGCUCACCUCUACUUCAACCCGGCUCUGCCGAGCGUCGCUGUCACACUGGGUCGCCACUCCGGCCUCGAACUGCAGCUUUCUGACGAGCGUCGGCGAGCGCCUCGCGCCUCCAUUGGUGUUGCCCCUGCAUUGAGCAUCGCCCACUCCGUACCGUACCAAGCUACUCACAUCUGUACGGUGUUGCAAGUUGCCAAAGAUCAGAUCCUGAGGCUACAAGACUUGAACCGGUCUAUAUCACAGUCAACUAUGGAGAAUCUCAAGCCAACUCCUCAAGUCGCCUUGAGACUCGGGGGCUAUGAUGACAUGGCUCGGUAA